AUGGCAGCCACUGAUCAAAAUCCAAGCAACUCUUCAGAGUUUUCCUUUGAUCUCAUCAAUCACAUGGUCUCAGUGCAGAAUCCACCCCCCAAAUUCCCAACACUUCUCUUCCAUCGGAUUCGAAGACUAUACGAAGAUCAUUACCCACCCGGCUUUCUCAGAAAGGUGAUAGCAGAAAUAAUAGCGACGUUUCUACUGGUGUUCGUCACCUGUGGAUCGGCUGCUCUGAGUAGGAGCGACGAACACAAGGUCUCAAGGCUGGGAGCUUCGGUCGCCGGUGGGCUUAUAGUGACUGUGAUGAUCUAUGCCGUCGGUCAUAUCUCCGGUGCCCACAUGAACCCGGCGGUCACCUUUGCCUUCGCCGCCGUUAGGCAUUUUCCUUGGAAACAGGUGCCAUUCUAUGCGGUAGCUCAAUUGAACGGAGCAAUGGCAGCUUCGUUUACACUUCGCAUACUCUUGCACCCAAUAAAGAAUGUAGGCACUACAUCUCCUUCAGGGUCCAAUCUCCAAGCCUUGAUCAUGGAGAUUGUUGUUACCUUUUCUAUGAUGUUCAUCACUUCUGCUGUUGCCACUGACACCAAAGCUAUAGGAGAGUUAGCUGGGAUAGCGGUUGGUUCCGCAGUUUGCAUAACUUCCAUCUUAGCCGGACCAAUAUCAGGUGGAUCCAUGAACCCGGUGAGGAGCAUAGGUCCGGCAGUUGCUAGCUCAAACUAUAAGGGAAUUUGGGUGUACGUGGUUGGACCGGUAACAGGGACGCUUAUGGGAGCUUGGUCCUACAACCUCAUCCGGGUGACAAACAAACCUGCCGACGAUUUCUCUCCCAGAUCGGCGAAUUCUCUCAAACUUCGUCGUCGGCGAAAGAGCAACGACACCCCACCUAUUACACAAAAAGAUACUAUAGAUCCAUCAGAUACCGUAUAG
Messenger RNA from Telopea speciosissima, 921 nucleotides. RefSeq names its product aquaporin NIP2-1-like. The record is from RefSeq and is a predicted model, not a curated record. The transcript has 5 exons. Gene Ontology annotation, cellular component: membrane. Gene Ontology annotation, molecular function: channel activity. Bases 1 to 921 code for a protein of 306 amino acids. NCBI's taxonomy places the organism in Eukaryota, Viridiplantae, Streptophyta, Magnoliopsida, Proteales, Proteaceae. Gene Ontology annotation, biological process: transmembrane transport.